Messenger RNA from Priapulus caudatus, 1348 nucleotides. RefSeq names its product borealin-like. The transcript is spliced from 9 exons. Gene Ontology annotation, biological process: mitotic sister chromatid segregation. The coding region runs from base 151 to 1014 and encodes 287 amino acids. NCBI's taxonomy places the organism in Eukaryota, Metazoa, Priapulida, Priapulimorpha, Priapulimorphida, Priapulidae. Gene Ontology annotation, cellular component: chromosome, centromeric region; chromosome passenger complex; spindle midzone. The record is from RefSeq and is a predicted model, not a curated record.
UUGGCUACUUCAUGCCUUUGCAAGCUCGCGGGAUAGUUGAUUUACGUUGAAGACCGUUGUUUGAAUUGAAAAGUUGUGUUGUGUUGUGUUAGUGUUACGUUAGACGAGGGCCGGAGUCCAUAAUUAUACACUGGAUUAGUGAUAAUCAUAAUGCCACGAAAGAGGAGAAUGGGAGUGAAAAGGGCACAAUCAAAGCCAAAGUUGCCAGAGGGCGAUGAAGGCCAGAAUCUAAGUGUUGAAGAGCGUACGGAGAAGCUCCAGCUGUUCCUUCAUGAUUACGAUGUCAGAUUGGAGAGGAUAAUAAAAGAGAUGGAAGCGGAGUGUGCUCGUCUAUUAAAGCACACUGAAACCCUUGGCAAACUGCAGAUAUUUAAAUUGCCAAAGCAUAUACGUGCCAUGACACGAUUAAAGUUCCUUGAGAUGGGCGGUACAGUCGAGGCAGUGCAGGCACAAUAUAUUGAUGCUGAGGUCGAGGGUCCAGAGACCAAUGCUGAGAUGACAUUAGAUAAAAUACAGGAAGAUUGUGAAGUAGAACAGAAACGACCCACUCGUACUAGCAAGAAGAAGGCAAGAUCCACUAAGAAGAACACCAAUAAGGAAAAUGAUAUUAUGCCCCCACCUACUGCUGCUACUGCGCAGAGACCCAGAAGAAAUAUAAGAAAUAAGUUCCAAACACCACUACACAACUCUCAAGCAAGCGUUAGAAACUGGAACACACCUCUUAUAACACCAAAGUUUGAUCCAAGGUUGCCUAAAACACCGGCGCUUAGGAGACCGAGGCAAGGAGAGAUGCUGGUGUCUAUGUCGGGGAGUCCCGUGGCCAGCACAAAUCCCGACACGUUUACUAAGCCAGAAGUCUACAUACCACUUCAUGGACGAGCCGAGGUUCUGCAGUUGACGUCUGACAUGGAAGUGAACACAGAGAACAUGCCUGCAAUCGACGAUGAUACUCGCAACCACAUCGUCAUGUUGCAAGACAAGAUAAAGCAGCUGCUGCAGCUGCCAAACCCAUAGCUUCAACUGCCGUCCACGUAGAUGUUGUUACUCACGACGUAUUUGAAGUUGACAAACACGUAUGAAGCUUCUAACCACAUAGGUGCUGCUUCCAGCCGUAAACCAUGUAGAUGUAUCUGUCAGCCACAUAGAUGCAGCUGUUAACCAUGUAGAUGCAGCUGUCAACUAUGUAGAUGCAGCUGUCAACCAUGUAGAUGCAGCUGUCAGCCACAUAGAUGCAGCUGUCAACCAUAUAGAUGCAGCUGUCAACCACAUAGAUGCAGCUGCUAACCACAUAGAUGCAGAUGAUGUAGAUGCAGCUGUCAACCAUGUAGAUGUAUCUGUCAGCCACAUG